Tachyglossus aculeatus (Australian echidna) is the source of this 2371-nucleotide messenger RNA. RefSeq names its product Sp9 transcription factor (gene SP9). The transcript has 2 exons. The record is from RefSeq and is a predicted model, not a curated record. Gene Ontology annotation, molecular function: DNA-binding transcription factor activity, RNA polymerase II-specific; RNA polymerase II cis-regulatory region sequence-specific DNA binding. Lineage: Eukaryota; Metazoa; Chordata; Mammalia; Monotremata; Tachyglossidae. Gene Ontology annotation, biological process: regulation of transcription by RNA polymerase II. Bases 76 to 1515 code for a protein of 479 amino acids.
GCCUCUCCCCCUCCCCCUCAGCCUCGCCAGCCACAGCCCCUCAUUCCGUCCCCUCCCUCCGCCAAGGGACGUGCUAUGGCUACGUCUAUACUUGGGGAAGAGCCACGCUUCGGAACGACCCCCCUGGCCAUGCUGGCGGCGACGUGCAACAAGAUCGGCAACACCAGCCCCCUGACCACGCUGCCGGAGUCCAGCGCCUUCGCCAAGGGGGGCUUCCACCCGUGGAAGAGGUCGGCGGCAGCAGCCUCGACGACGACGAGCUGCAACCUGGGGUCAGGCCUGUCGGGCUUCGCCGUGGCGGCAGCAGCAGGAGGGCUGGCGGGCAGCUCCGCCACCGCCAACAGCGCCUUCUGCCUGGCCUCCUCGUCGCCCACCUCCUCGGCCUUCAGCAGCGACUAUGGAGGCCUGUUCUCCAACGCCGCAGCAGCAGCAGCCGCAGCCGCCGCAGCCGCAGCCGCAGCAGCCGCAGCUGGGGUGUCCCCACAGGAGCCCGGUGGUGGACAGUCCGCCUUCCUGCCCAAGGUGCACCCACCGACGGCUGACGGACUGUACCCUCGGGUCGGCGUGGCACAUCCCUACGAGUCCUGGUACAAGUCCGGCUUCCACUCGACGUUGGCGGCGGGCGACGUCUCCAACGCCGGCCCGGCCUCGUCGUGGUGGGACGUCCACGGCAGUCCGGGCUCCUGGCUGGACGUGCCCAACACCCCCACCGGUGGUCCACACUCUCAGCUGGGCUCCUACAGCCCCGACUUCGGCUCCCUGACGCACUCGGCCUUCACCUCCACCGGCCUGGGCUCGCCGGCCGCGGCGGCCGCGGCCUCGCACCUGCUGUCCACCGGGCAGCACCUGCUGGGCCAGGAGGGCUUCAAGCCCGUGCUGCCCACCGCCUACUCGGACUCCAGCGCCGCCGUGGCCAUGAUCACGGCCGCCUCCUCGUCGUCGUCGUCGUCGUCGUCGUCGUCCGGGCCCCGCUCGGCCCGGCGCUACUCGGGCCGGGCCACGUGCGACUGCCCCAACUGCCAGGAGGCCGAGAGGCUAGGCCCCGCCGGAGCCAGCCUGCGCCGCAAAGGCCUACACAGCUGCCACAUCCCCGGCUGCGGCAAGGUCUACGGCAAGACUUCACACCUCAAGGCCCACCUGCGCUGGCACACGGGCGAGCGCCCUUUCGUCUGCAACUGGCUCUUCUGUGGCAAGCGCUUCACCCGCUCCGACGAGCUUCAGCGGCACCUGCGGACUCACACAGGUGAGAAACGCUUCGCCUGCCCCGUCUGCAACAAGCGCUUCAUGCGCAGCGACCACCUCAGCAAGCACAUCAAAACGCACAACGGUGGCGGUGGCGGGGGCAAAAAGGGCAGCGACAGCGACACGGACGCCAGCAACCUGGAGACGCCCCGCUCCGAGUCGCCCGACCUCGUCCUGCACGACGCCGGGGUAAGCGCGGCCCGGGCGGCGGGAGGAGGAGGAGGAGGAGGAGGCGGUGGCAAGGACUCCACCUCGGGCCCCAACGUCUCGUAGAGGGUGCGAGCGCGCCACAGACUCACAGAGCCACAGAGACCGAGACUGAGCGACCCGGAGACCCAGAGACACACAGGGAGAGCGAGGAGGAGCAAAAAAACCCGGCGUCCCUCCGCCCUGGUCCCUCCCCGCACGCCGGGGAGCCUUCCUGGAGGAGGCGGCCGCCCACACUUGCAUAAAGACAGAAGACACGCACAUCCCACCGCCCACACUUGAAUAAAGCGCCCGGUCCAGGGACAGAAGGCACACACACACACACACAAUCACGAGCCCCGACGGCGACGCCACAUUUUCACCGCUCCACAAACUUCUGCGGUGCAGACCCACACACAGCAUUUCCCUCCAUCACCAACGUACAGUAGUAUUUCCCGCAGACCAACACACAGCAUUUCCCUCCAUCACCAACACACAGUAUUUCCCUCCAUCCCGGCCCCCGCUUCCACGCAUCCCCUUCCCCUCCCGAAACAGAGAAACACGCAACAACAACAACAACAAAAAAAAACACCCGCCACCACCCAGCAGACGCUGUCCGUCAGAACGUUUGGGACCCGAUGGGACCUUUUUUUAAAAAAAAAAUCUGACCCUCUGUGUGGAUUAUAUAUAAAAUACUCCAAGCCCCGCUUGAUGAUUAUCUAUUUGCCACGAGACUUUUUUUUCCCCCGAAAGGAAGCGUCAAAACAAGAGGCUUAAGGUGAGGAUUUAAACUGGAAGUCUAGAGACAGUUUGUCUGUAUUUCACAAGAGCUGUAUAAAUAGGGUUCAAAAAGGAUUGUGUUCUCUUUUUUUUUCUUGUAAAUGUUGAUUCUGAUAGGUUUUUUUGGUGAAUUCCUGAAAUUCAGGGAGGUUUUCUUUUUUAA